Messenger RNA from Sceloporus undulatus (fence lizard), 587 nucleotides. RefSeq names its product keratin, type I cytoskeletal 18-like. The record is from RefSeq and is a predicted model, not a curated record. Gene Ontology annotation, cellular component: keratin filament. Bases 81 to 572 code for a protein of 163 amino acids. Gene Ontology annotation, biological process: intermediate filament cytoskeleton organization. The transcript has a single exon. Gene Ontology annotation, molecular function: structural molecule activity. NCBI's taxonomy places the organism in Eukaryota, Metazoa, Chordata, Lepidosauria, Squamata, Phrynosomatidae.
AAAUCCCAGCCGGGGAAGAGCAGCAGGCAGACUUCCAGAUCCUCAGUCCUUGCAGCCUCUCUGCUCCUGCGAUCCUCACCAUGAGUUACUCCAAGUCCACCGUCUACUCCAGCUCCUCCUUCCGCUCCGGGGGCAGCCCUGCCUCGGUCCGCUUCGGCCCCAUGGCCAGCGCGGCCAGCGUCUACGCCGGGGCCGGGGGCUCGGGCUCCCGCAUCUCCGUCUCCCGCUCCUCCAGCCUGGGCUCCAGCCUCGCGGGGGGCUACGGAGCAGGGGGCUAUGGAGCGGGGGGCUCCGGCUUCAGCCUCUCCCUCUCGGGCUCCGGCGUGGUCCAGAACGAGAAGGAGACCAUGCAGGACCUCAACGACCGCCUGGCCAGCUACCUGGAGAAGGUCCGCAGCCUGGAGGCCGACAACCGGCGCCUGGAGCUCCAGAUCCGGGAGUUCAUGGACAAGAAGGGCCCCAGCACCCGAGACUGGAGCCACUACUUCGAGAUCAUCGAGGACCUGAGGAACCAGGUGAGAAGAGACACACCCAACACACCCCUGGGAGCCUGCCUUCGGUCCUGGGAGUAGCUGGGGGCCAUGGGC